CGGGGAGGUUGCGGGAUACGCGAGUGCGGGGCCCGGGGAGAGGGAUACAGCGAGUGCGGGGCCCGGGGAGAGCGGAUACAGCGAGUGCGGGGCCCGGGGAGAGCGGCGCGAGUGCGGGGUCCGGGGGGGGGGAUACAGCGAAUGGGGGUCGGGGGGGGGGGGGGGGGGGACACGACAGCGCGGGGGGGGGGGGGGGGAGAACAGCGAAUGCGGGGGCCGGGGGGGGGGGAUACGACAGCGGGGGGGGGGGGGGGACACGACAGCGCGGUGGAGGGGGGGGGGGGGGGGGGGGGGGACACGACAGCGCAGGGGGGGGGGACA
This is a messenger RNA of Staurois parvus, 321 nucleotides long. The record is from the annotation of a GenBank genome assembly. Lineage: Eukaryota; Metazoa; Chordata; Amphibia; Anura; Ranidae.